Messenger RNA from Bombina bombina (fire-bellied toad), 606 nucleotides. Its product is annotated as centrosomal protein of 76 kDa-like. The coding region runs from base 72 to 383 and encodes 103 amino acids. NCBI's taxonomy places the organism in Eukaryota, Metazoa, Chordata, Amphibia, Anura, Bombinatoridae. The record is from RefSeq and is a predicted model, not a curated record. The transcript has 2 exons.
AAGAUUUUAACCAAUUCGCUAUUGUAAUUAUCAGGUAUGUGCACAAGCCUAUAAACCCAGAUGAUCCUCCUAUGGUUGAACAGCCGAGGCCACUCUAUCCAUAUCGUACUAUUGGCUGCAUCUUUAAUGACAAGCGCUUCUUGGCCAAUUGUCAACCGUCAGAUUCUGUGGAGCUUUGUGUGUUUGACCUAAAUGAUGAGUCCAGGUGGAAGCCAAUGAGCGAGGAAGCUAUAAAGUCAGUCUGUGCACCAGGGUCAACUACCUCUCUUCCUCCUUUCCCACCGCUCUGUUCCUCUCUGGUGGAUGCAGCAGCAGAAAGCAACGACAUUGAGCUACAGCUCCGAGUUUUUGUGUCUGAGCACAGAAAGAUCAUGUUGCCUUAGCGGAGAGCUUUAAAUCAUCAGACUCUCUGUCUUGAAUCUGUAUCAUUCGCUCUCAUUGAAUAUCUCUCUCACUAAUUAAUUCUCUAUUUCUCUUUCUUUCUCUUCUAUUCUCUCUCUCUUCUAUUCUCUCUCUCUUCUAUUCUCUCUCUCUCUUCUAUUCUCUCUCUCUCUCUCUUCUAUUCUCUCUCUCUCUCUCUUCUAUUCUCUCUCUCUCUCUCUUCUA